Molecule: messenger RNA, 1836 nt
Organism: Lodderomyces pseudojiufengensis
Lineage: Eukaryota; Fungi; Ascomycota; Pichiomycetes; Serinales; Debaryomycetaceae
Exons: 1
Coding region: 1-1836 (611 amino acids)
Cellular component (GO): mitochondrion
Molecular function (GO): GTP binding
Source: RefSeq, a predicted model, not a curated record
AUGAUGUUGAUACUACGACAAUUUUUAAAAACAACAAAAUUUAUAAAAGGUUUUAGAUAUCAAUCUAGUAUAGCGUUACCAUUUUUAUAUAACCUCGAUCCAAAAUGUAGAUCGUGUGGGAUUAAAUUACAAGACACUGAUUCAUCAAAACCUGGGUUUUAUAUUAAAUCUUCAAAAGAACUACCUUCAAAGAAUAAAUUUGUGAAACAUGAAAAUCAAGUAUAUGAUUCAUUACUACAAAAUUUGGAUAAAGAAGAUCAAGAUUUAUUGAUAACGAACAAUUUUAAUGUUUCUAAAAAUAAUUCAACAUCACAAAUUCCUCUAAAUGAAAAAGGAGAAACAGUACGAGAAGUUAUUGCAAAUAAUUACAAAAUAAAUGAUUAUGAAAAGGGGAUUGAUUGUAUUAGAUGUAGAAAUAUUACUUUCAAUUCAAAUUUCGAAAUGAAUAAAGAAAAUUUCUUAAUAAAUGAUUUAUCAACAGUUUUAUCUAAAUUACCAUCAUCAGCUCCAUUAGUUUAUUUAUUUAAUUCUUUGGAUUUUCCAAUGGGUUUUAAUUCAGAUAUAUUAAAAUUUAGAGAACCUGAAGAUAUUUAUUUAAUAAUGACGAAAUUGGAUAAUUUGAUACAUAAACCAAAUAAUGCAAUAUAUAAUUAUACAAAGGAAUUUUUAAGUGAUUAUUUUUAUAAAAAAUAUAAAAUACCGUCUGAAAACAUAUUUUUAGCUUCAUGUAAAGAAAAUUGGAAAUUAAAAGAAUUAUAUCAUUUUUUACCAAAUGGAUCUUAUAUUAUUGGUAAUACAAAUUGUGGUAAAUCGACACUAAUAAAAUCAUUAUUACUUGAAGAGAGUUUAGAAUCUAAAAAAUCAAAUUUGAAUAUCAAAUUAUCCAAUGCAUUAAUUAAAAAUCCUAGAGAUAAAUAUAUUAAAUCAUUCAAUCAAAAAGUUGGACCUGGUGUAUCAUACUUACCUGGUUUCACUAGAGAUAUAAUUCCUAUAAAUAUUGGAUUGAAAACAUUAUAUGAUGUACCAGGUUUUAAAAAUUAUGAUAAUCAAAACAUGCAUAAUUUAUAUGAUUCAAUAAAAAAUUCAAAAGACAUAAAUAGAUUAAUAAAAGGUUCAAAGACUUUUAAAAAUGGAACUCAUAAAUCUAAAUAUAUAACAUACAAAGGACCACAAGUGCUUAAUUUUGAAGGAUUAGGUUAUUUGGAAUUACCCGAAGGUUCAAUGUAUCAAAUUAAAAAUAUAACAAAUAUUGAAAUUAAUAAUUUUAAAGAUAUAAAUAAAAUUAAAGAAAUUACAUGCAAAGAAAUUAUACCAAAAGAAUUAUCAAAUCAAUUUUUAAUAUUUGAAAACUUAAAUAAAUAUAAUAAAUAUUUAAUACCACCAUUUUAUGGAUCAAUUGAUUUAAUUUUUGAAAAUUUUGGAUAUAUAAAUAUAAAACCAGUUGGUUCAAAAUCAACAAAUAAAUUAAUGAAAUUAUAUUUAUAUCCUGGUUUAAAUUCAAUAAUUCGUCAACCAAUUAUAAAUUAUAUUAAUAAAUCAUUUAGUGGAGUUGAUAAAAAUGGUAAUAAAUUAAGAAAAGAGAAUUUAUUUACAAAAAGUACUUUUAGUUUGAAAAAGUAUAAUGGUAAAGCACCUUUUUCAAGUCAAUUAAUACCUGAUGAAAAUAAUGAAUAUGACGAAAUUAAUUCAAAUUUAACUCCUGAAGAAGAACGAGCAAGUAAAAAGUUGCAAGAAUAUACAAAAUUAAAUAGAUGGUUAAAAGAUGAAAAUAAACCUUAUUAUAAUGACGAUUACAAGAUUAAUGAUGAAAAUAAAUACGAAUUUUGGAAAGAAUAA